This is a messenger RNA of Penicillium nucicola, 1227 nucleotides long. Its product is annotated as aromatic ring-hydroxylating oxygenase subunit alpha. Gene Ontology annotation, molecular function: 2 iron, 2 sulfur cluster binding; iron ion binding. The transcript has 3 exons. The record is from RefSeq and is a predicted model, not a curated record. Bases 1 to 1227 code for a protein of 408 amino acids. NCBI's taxonomy places the organism in Eukaryota, Fungi, Ascomycota, Eurotiomycetes, Eurotiales, Aspergillaceae.
AUGUGGAACUUCUUCAGCUCCCCCAAACCCCCAUCUCCAUCUCCAUCCCCUCCCAAAACCCUCCCAGCCUCAUGGUACCACUCGGAAGCAAUGUACCAACUAGAAAGACGCGCCAUCUUCUCCAAGCACUGGAUCCUCCUCACGCACUCAACACGCUUCAAAAACCCCGGCGACUACCUCACCUUCACCAUAGCCAACUACCCCAUAAUCCUCAUCCAAGACCGCACCGGCAAAAUCAACAGCUUCCACAACAUCUGCCGCCACCGCGCCUUCUCCCUCCUCCACAAACCCUCCGGCACAACCCCAAUCCUCAGCUGCAAAUACCACGGCUGGUCCUACAGCCUGCAAGGCACCCUCUCCAAAGCCCCCCGCUUCGACAAAGACACAGUCCCCUCCUUCGACAAAUCCACCCAAUCCCUCCUCCCCAUCCACCUUCACACCGACAAAGCAGGCUUCAUCUGGGUAAACCUGCAAUCCAGCCCCGGCCCAGACCAAGACUGGAACGCCGACUUCGCCAGCAUCGAUGACAGCCCCCGCAUGCAGGCCUUCGAUUUCGCAGCUGACUUCGUCUUCGACCAUUACUGGGAAAUCGACCUCAAGGCCAAUUGGAAGGCUGUCGUCGAGAACUAUAAUGAGUGCUAUCACUGCGCUACCUCACAUCCGCUUAUUAACGGCGUUUCGGAUCUGCCGCGCUAUCGUGUUGAGCCCAAGGGGGCCUAUAUGGAGCAUCAUAUUUUUAAUAAGGAGGAUGCGGAUAGUCAGUUUCGACGGGCGAUUACGUUUUUUCAUCCGACUACUUCGGUGACGGUGACGGAUAAAUUCUUCUAUAUCCAACGCAUGGUCCCCGUUUCUGCUACGGAGAGCAAGAUCGAGAACGAAGUUUAUCGGCAUCGGGACGCUACAGACGAGGAAUUCGAGAAUAUCAAUGCAUUCUACAGACAGGUUCUGGCCGAGGAUAAGGAGCUCUGUGUGGGCGUGCAGCAGAAUCUGGCCGGUGGCGUGUUUACCAGUGGAGAAUUGCAUCCGAACAAGGAGAAGGGUCCUAUCCACUUCCAGAAUAGCGUGCGGCGGACGGUUAUGGAACACAGACUGAAAGAAGAGAAAUUGGGUUCUGAGAUCUGGCCUGCUGCGCCGGUCUCGUCCUCGACUCAGUUUGAUGAAGAGGAGGCCUUUUGUUCUGCAUUGGAGGCGAAGGAUUGUAUAUCUAGACCUGAGUUGGCGUGGUGA